Messenger RNA from Rhagoletis zephyria (snowberry fruit fly), 650 nucleotides. Its product is annotated as testican-3-like. Gene Ontology annotation, biological process: establishment of protein localization to extracellular region. The record is from RefSeq and is a predicted model, not a curated record. Gene Ontology annotation, molecular function: calcium ion binding. NCBI's taxonomy places the organism in Eukaryota, Metazoa, Arthropoda, Insecta, Diptera, Tephritidae.
CACAACAGCUGACCGCUAUCGGCAAUCGCCUGCUUGAUUGGUUUUCUGUCAUAAUGGCUGACAGCAAGAAACGCCGUCAGCAUAGCCAAAAAUCGAAGGCGCAUUUCCCACCCGCUUGCAAGACCGAAGCUAAAUGGAUGUUUGGUCAUUUGGAUUUGAACAACGAUGGCUAUUUGUCGCUACAGGAAAUGUACGAUUUGGAACAUGAUCAGAAUGAGCGCUGCAUUAAACCAUUCAUCGAUACUUGCGAUCUUGAUCAGGACAAUUCGAUUAAUACGCGCGAAUGGUGCCGUUGCUUCGAGAAGACCGAUCGCCCAUGCGCCGCGGUUCGACGAAGAAUCGCUGGCGACUUUGCAGGUGAGAUAGGCGCCUAUGCACCGGAUUGCGAUGUUCAGGGCUUCUAUAAGCCUACCCAGUGUCACAACUCCGUCGGCGUUUGCUGGUGUGUGGACAAGCAUGGAGUCGAAUUCGCCAACACACGCACCCGAGGCAAACCCAACUGUGAGUCUGUUGUGAAUAAUGCCUCAUCGCUCACCUCCGACGAUGAAGAUGAGGAUACCGACGACGAUGACAGUGCGGAAGGAAGUGCCGAUCAAAUGCUGGUAUUCUAAGCGAAAUAAAACUUAAUGGCAGAGUUUUGAAAAAAAAAA